This is a messenger RNA of Pocillopora meandrina, 1300 nucleotides long. Lineage: Eukaryota; Metazoa; Cnidaria; Anthozoa; Scleractinia; Pocilloporidae. The record is from the annotation of a GenBank genome assembly.
AAAAACUGCGCAGAGCUUUAUAAAGAUGGAAAGAGAAGCAAUGGCGUUUAUUUAAUCGACCCUGAUGGCUCAGGUGACUUUCAUGUUUAUUGUGACCAAACAACCUCUGGCGGGGGUUGGACUGUGUUCCAGAAGAGGUUGGACGGCUCUGUUGACUUUUAUCGCACCUGGGACAGUUACAAAUAUGGCUUUGGUAAUACAAAUAGCGAGUUUUGGCUCGGACAGGAGUCAAUACGCCGCCUGACUAACAGCGAGGGAUACAAGCUUCGUAUUGAUUUGGAGGAUUUUUCUGGGAAUACUGUUUAUGCCGAGUACACUUGGUUUAAAGUUGAGAGUGAGGGAUCUAAUUACACUUUAAGAAUCGGAAGCUACUCAGGUAAACUUGCUCCCGGAAACCGGGAAGAUUUUGGUUGUGUCACGAUGAACCCUCAUUGAGUUAAUAAGUAGUCAGUCAGUUCCCCUCUUAAUAAAACUCUGUUUUGGCGACGACUGGAAGCCAUAUGUUUCUUUCAAUUAUGUUCUACCCCCACCCGCUGUGACACAUGAUCAUUGCUGCCUUAGUUCUCCUUAUCUCAUUUCUAAAAUCGUCACAUUGAAAUAGUUAAAGGAUUGUUUAAAUGCAAGCUCGUUCCCAAGGUCCUCUCUCAUACAGAGAGAGAGAGAGAGAAUGGUAAUAAGAUAAAUAGAUAAAUAUAGAUAAAAGCAAUCGGUAAUACUUUUUGACGCCUGAAUGAUUCUCUUUAAUAAUUAUAAUGGCAAUAAACAGCUACAAAUUGAUAAACUUGUGGCUCUCUAAAUUAGAAACUAAACAUGAUGAAUGAAAAAAAAAAUGUUUCAAACCCCAGUUGACAGGAAGGCAGACCAGAAUUGAAUUUGAGGCAAUGAGAAGAAACCCAGUGAGUAGCAGAGUGACGAGUUUGACCCGGGAACAUCAGAUUACAAAUCCAGUAUCCUAACCACUUGGCCACAAUGCCUCCUCUUGACUUGUUAUUGAUUGAAUGACUAUUUCAUAAACCCCUUUAACAAGUGCUAACAGCGUAAUCACGAUCUUUCGAUGAUAAUAAUUUUGAUUUGAUCAUACAUUUCAGGAACUGCAGGAGAUUCGUUUUCGCAACACAAUGGUCAAUCAUUUACAACAAAAGACCGAGACAAUGACUUAUGGAGAAGACUGAACUGUGGUGAGGUUUUUAAAGGAGGCUGGUGGUACAAAAAUUGUUGGUGGAGCAAUCUAAAUGGUUAUUAUCACCGAGGAACCUACCCAGCAGAAAACGGCUGGUACAAUGGCGUUGGCUGGUAUAAG